CUUCGCAGUGGGUCUAGACAAAGUGCAAAUUAUAAUCGCAAACCAGUCGCAAAGUGGUCGAAAAGCCCCUUUUUUGUAUGGAGUUUUGACGGAUUCGAUUUUCGAUUCGAUCAAAAAGUGCGUUUUGUCUAGGGGGGCAGUUCGCACUCGUUCGUCCACAUAGAGUAAUAACUCUAUGUUCGUCCACAUUGAUAUCUCUCCUCAGUCCUCAGUCCCCGGCUCGCCGCAGGCCAAGUGGUGUCAGAUAACGCAUUGUUUAACUGUUCGUCAACCCAACAAUUUACGAUGGCGUAUGCACAGGCGAAUAAAAAGACAGCGACGGUCGCAGUGGAGUUGCCAGAAUGUCCCGUGUGCCUGGACACCAUGUCUGCGCCGAUAUACCAGUGCCAAUCUGGGCACAGCCUGUGCAACACUUGCACCAACAACCUGUGCCCGCCGACCUGCCCCAUCUGCCGGCAGCCGAUGACCCAGAUGAGGAACUGGCAGCUAGAGGAAAUUGUUGCUAAGGCCAAGGUGCCAUGUCCUAACAAGUCUGAAGGAUGCGUUUACACGUUGAUGGCCCAAGACAUGGAGGACCAUCUAAAGGAAUGCAUAUUUCGAGUCAUGGACUGUCCACUUGGUGCAGUUUUUGGGCGGUGCUCAUGGAAUGGUAAACUGAAGGAGAUGAUGGAUCAUUUUAAGGAACGCCACGCAACACACUGCAACGUCACCAGCGAUGCUGAAAUAGAACUGGAUAAUAUAGAUGCCAAUGAAGACGAGCGUUUUGUCUAUUUGUUUGCACAAGGCAAAAUGCUCUUUAUAAUCACAAUGAAGAUUGAUACUCUUCAAAAAAUGGCUUACUGGACAGUUCAGCAUAUUGGAGGAAAAAAUACCGCCAGGCAACAUAUUUAUGAAAUUCAUGUAACGAGCAAAAAAGACAAUAGGCGAAAGGUCGUUUUUAUUGAACAUUGUUUUAAUGAUGCUAUAAAAGCAGAUGAGAUAUUCAGACAAGCCAAAUGUGCUGUCUUGCCGCUAGAUGCCUUUAGACACUUCAUUAACAACAAAAAAGCAUCCUUCAGGUUCUUUGUGAAACGAAUUCCCCCGGUCAAUAAGAAUGCAAAUAACGACAAAACAGAAAACAAAGAUUCUGCUAAGAAGCCGGGUCCGAAAAAUCCGGGACCUUCUGCACCAAACCCUAAAGGCCCCGGCCAUAAGGGGCCAGGACCUAAUAAAGGACCUGGACCUAAUAAGGGACCUGGACCUAAUAAAGGACCAAAACCCAAUAAAACUCAGGCCUAACUUUAAAUAGUUGUACUGAGUUCAAUAUUUUAGAAUUAGUUACGUAUAUUCAUGUAACUACUUCACAUGAUUGAAAUAUUAAUUGAAUUACUUAUCUAACUGCGGUCUUUAUGAACAAGGAUCACAAUACAUCUUGUUUUGACUGGUGUCAUUCAAAUGUUUAAUCUGAGAUUAGACCUAAGAAGCGAUGGUUCUGACUUGGCGGUGUUUAGGUACAUUUACCCUAGUGAUGUCCAUGUCGUCGUCGGUCAGCUAUUAGUAAAUAAUUCGCACAGUAUGAGACUGUUUGAAAGUUUAAGUUAAAAUAAGCGGCAUAAUAUUCCUGAUUAUGUACAAUACAAUACACAGGUUAUUGAAUUUCCCUCAAAGUUUAUAUGCAUUUGGAAAUUCGUCAUUUUUGUUGGUCAUUCCGUUAUAGAUGACUGACAACGGAUUUAAUGUCGAGGCCAACGUUUUACUCGAGGUACGAAUCCGGAAAAUCAACCCUAUCGUGCUAAAGGCAAUGCGCUACGAUCGCGCCCUAAGCACGGAUCUUGAAAUCCUGAAGUGCAUGUACAAAAAAUGAAUGUUAUAGCCAUUAUUAUAAACUUAAACCAAACAGAUUAUACUUUUGCAUAAUUAUGUAAGUACAUGGUCUAAACGGUGAUUAUGUUAGCAGUAGGUACUUUUUCAUUUCCGGGGAUUCCCGUAAAUCUAUUCGAUUGGCCUAAUUUCUUCCGUCAAUAGUAUUUCAUUUUAUAGUUUGAUUCGUAAUAUUACUACUUAGAAAAUAAUUAUGAUUAUAAUAAUUGUUUCUUUCUUGAAUACCGUGUCAAAUCAAUAAACUUUGCUUACUCUUCUUAUUUUGCUUAUAUAGGUUAGGGGGUAGUAAUAAAUCGGCUUACGUAAGACUUGAACGGCCUUGUGUAGUUGUUUAAUUUUUUUAUAUUUUUAACUUACUCUUUCAUUAUGUAGUUCAUAAAGUUCUUAUAGCUUAGCUAAGAUACCUUUAAAAACAUAUUGUAAUUUUAAAUAGUAUGUACCUACUUAAAAAAAUGAUUAUUACAAAAA
Ostrinia nubilalis (European corn borer) is the source of this 2328-nucleotide messenger RNA. Its product is annotated as E3 ubiquitin-protein ligase SIAH1-like. The coding region runs from base 286 to 1278 and encodes 330 amino acids. Lineage: Eukaryota; Metazoa; Arthropoda; Insecta; Lepidoptera; Crambidae. The transcript has 5 exons. Gene Ontology annotation, cellular component: cytoplasm. Gene Ontology annotation, biological process: proteasome-mediated ubiquitin-dependent protein catabolic process; multicellular organism development. The record is from RefSeq and is a predicted model, not a curated record. Gene Ontology annotation, molecular function: zinc ion binding; ubiquitin conjugating enzyme binding; ubiquitin protein ligase activity.